Molecule: messenger RNA, 959 nt
Organism: Ostrea edulis (European flat oyster)
Lineage: Eukaryota; Metazoa; Mollusca; Bivalvia; Ostreida; Ostreidae
Product: peptidyl-prolyl cis-trans isomerase E-like
Exons: 12
Coding region: 29-937 (302 amino acids)
Biological process (GO): protein peptidyl-prolyl isomerization; protein folding
Cellular component (GO): intracellular membrane-bounded organelle
Molecular function (GO): peptidyl-prolyl cis-trans isomerase activity; RNA binding
Source: RefSeq, a predicted model, not a curated record
GUUUUAAUUACCUAGAUCAAUUUUCAGUAUGGCGACUCAAAACAAACGUAUUGUCUAUGUUGGGGGUUUGGCAGAGGAGGUGGAUGAGAAGACCCUGCAUGCAGCCUUCAUUCCAUUCGGUGACAUACUGGACAUUCAGGUUCCUUUGGACUAUGAGACAGAAAAACACAGAGGAUUUGCCUUCGUUGAGUUUGAAUUGGCUGAGGAUGCAGCAGCAGCCAUUGAUAACAUGAAUGAUUCAGAGAUGUUUGGCCGCACGCUGAGAGUAAACAUGGCCAAACCAAUGAAGAUCAAGGAUGGCAGUUCUAGAGCAGUGUGGUCUGAGGACACAUGGCUCCAGGAAUACGCAGGGAAGACAACAGACAAAAAGUCAAAUGAGGCUCCACAAGGGGACACCAAAGAGUCUGUUGAAUCAGAUGCCCCGCCCAUUAAGAAACAGAGAACUGGGAACCCCCAGGUUUAUCUGGACAUAAAGGUUGGCAGCAGCACAGGAAGAAUAGUAAUAGAACUUCGGGCUGAUAUUGUUCCCAAAACAGCAGAGAAUUUCCGGUGUUUAUGUUCCCAUGAGAAAGGCUUUGGUUACAAAGGCAGCACAUUUCAUCGAGUCAUACCACAGUUUAUGUGUCAGGGCGGAGAUUUCACAAAUCACAAUGGCACAGGCGGCAAGUCAAUAUAUGGGCGUAAAUUUGAGGAUGAAAACUUCACAUUAAAACACACAGGACCAGGUAUCUUAUCCAUGGCAAAUUCAGGUCCCAACACAAAUGGUUCACAGUUUUUUGUUUGCACAGAAAAAACAGACUGGUUAGAUAAUAAACAUGUUGUGUUUGGGAAGGUGAUAGAAGGAUUGGAUGUUGUCAGGAAAAUGGAGGCAUGUGGAACAAAAUCUGGAAAACCCACACAGAAAAUUGUCGUCACAAAUUGUGGAGAACUUGUAUAGCAAUAAAAAAUAUAUAAUCUAA